This is a messenger RNA of Amborella trichopoda, 1678 nucleotides long. Its product is annotated as DNA-directed RNA polymerase subunit beta. Lineage: Eukaryota; Viridiplantae; Streptophyta; Magnoliopsida; Amborellales; Amborellaceae. Gene Ontology annotation, cellular component: endomembrane system. The record is from RefSeq and is a predicted model, not a curated record.
CAUUCCGUUCUGUUUGUGAGAUUCUCUCAGUCGAAGAGCUUCCCGUUUUGUUCACUUCUCUGACAAAGAGGUCUUUUCGUAUACCGGAGAGCCCUCUCUCUCAUUAAACCAUACAGAGAAACCUCCCUUAAAGAAGCAGGCCAUGAAAAUGUCGAGGCCAAAACCAAAGAUCGGAACACUAGGGCAAUUCCUGAUCCUUUCCAUUGCCCUGCUUUUCCUGUUCCUCUUCAUCCAGUCCCCUAAUUACGUCUGCAAAUACCCUCCUCCUGACCCCUUUUACAGGCCUCAGUUUUCAGCAGUUGAAGGUCUUGACUCUGAUUAUGGAUCUCUCGGUGUUCCAUGGUGCAGAUCGAAACAUGGACUAACAGUCAAAUGGACAACAAAGGAUCUGCUUCGGGGCUUAGAAGAAUUUGUGCCAAUAUAUGAGACUCGGCCUAUCAAGAAUAACAUGUAUGGGAUGGGUUUUGACCACAGCUUUGGGCUUUGGUUCAUUGCUCGAUGGUUGAAGCCUGACUUGAUGAUCGAGAGUGGAGCCUUCAAGGGUCACUCGACAUGGGUUCUUCGACAGGCCAUGCCUGAAGCAGCCAUCAUUUCUCUAUCCCCGAGGCACCCAGAAAAAUACCUGAGGAAGGAGCCUGCCUAUGUUGAUGGAAACUGUACAUAUUUUGCGGGCAAGGACUUUGUGGAUUUUGGGAGUGUUGAUUGGAAUAACAUUUUAAACAAGCAUGGGGUUACUGAUCUCAGUAGAGUCCUUGUGUUCUUUGAUGAUCACCAAAAUGAACUGAAAAGACUGAAGCAGGCCUUAAAAGCAGGUUUUACACACUUGGUCUUUGAGGAUAACUAUGAUACUGGUACAGGGGAUCAUUAUUCCUUUAGACAAAUGUGUGAUCAGUUCUACAUAAAAGGUGGUGGGCAUAGCUGCUUUAGGGAUAGUGAUGAAGCAAGAACUCGAGAGAAAAGAAGGAAGUUUUGGGAGAAGGCUGUAGAUAUAGAAGAGCUCUGUGGACCUGGUGAUGCAUGGUGGGGUGUUAGAGGAGAUAUGCGAGAUAAUUUCAAUCACAGUAAUAAGGCAAUCUCUCUUUCCAAACAUUUCGAGAACAGUAGGUUUGUGGAGUCGGUGCUUGAUGUAUAUUGGGAGCUCCCACCUGUAGCAGGCACUUCUCUCACUCAUCAAACUAGGUAUGAUCCUGCCCGUGCAACUGUUCCCAUUGUUGAAGAUGGACGGUAUGGAUUGUUUCAGAAGCUUGGACUGACCAGGUUGGAGACUUCUGUUUUCAAUGGAUACACCCAGAUGGUCUAUCUACAAAUAUCUCGACCAGAUUCAUGAACAUUGCUUGGUUAAAAUGGCUGAGUCUUUAUCUCCAGGCUGGCACCUAUUUCUUUUGUUUAGCUUGUCUUUUUUAUUAAGCAGCUCUUUCCUUUUCUGAUGCAUAUGUAACAUUUUCUCAAAUUGAAUGUUUUUCCAUUGGUGAAAGAUCUGCAUGCCAAGCAUGCCUGGUUUCAACAUUAUCCAAUGGAUAGGUCUAAAUUGUCCAGUAGAAGGCAACUUCAGAUACUUUCCCCAAAAGUAGAGGUAUUUGCAAUUAAUGCAAGAGUAUUUCAGUAUACAUCUAACAGUUUCAUGUUGGUCUGGAUUGAUCCGGCUUGAGAAAUGGACCUUUGGGAAUGUCUUAGUUCC